This is a messenger RNA of Seriola aureovittata, 4751 nucleotides long. RefSeq names its product protein phosphatase 3, catalytic subunit, gamma isozyme, a (gene ppp3cca). Gene Ontology annotation, molecular function: calmodulin binding; calmodulin-dependent protein phosphatase activity. Lineage: Eukaryota; Metazoa; Chordata; Actinopteri; Carangiformes; Carangidae. Gene Ontology annotation, cellular component: calcineurin complex; cytoplasm. The record is from RefSeq and is a predicted model, not a curated record. Gene Ontology annotation, biological process: calcineurin-mediated signaling. The transcript has 14 exons. Bases 683 to 2209 code for a protein of 508 amino acids.
CCACAGCUGGUUCUUACUCACUGUCAGAUUAGAGUUUAAUCUGAGGAGGAGGAUACACUGUCAAGACGCUGUCCGCAUCUUGGAAAGACUCUCGGUGUUUUUUCUACUAAAUAAAGGCGCCUUUACUUGCAGCUGUCAUUUCGUCUGCAGUUUCCGGCCUGUACAUAGAAGAUGAAACGCCAGUCUUCCGUUGCUGUCUUUGCCUGUCCGCCGACUUGCCAAUACGUUAAGAUGUUAGCUGGCUAACUAGCUGAAAAAGAGCAACUAAAUCGGAUUAACUGCUAACAGCAACCUCCCUUUAGGUAACAUCCAGGUAUUAUUUGCUAUACUUGACAACUGUUACACAGCAAACGGUCGCCUCUGUUUAUUUUUGUUUUUAUCACAUUUUUACAACAGUGUCAAGAUUACUACUUUGUGCUUUAAGUAUUCGCUGGCAUUAAUGUUGCUGCAAGAUAGCUAGGUUAUUAGCUAGUCGAAACACAAGAAGGGCUGGAGCUCCUUCGCUAGCUAUUCUCCAGUGUUUGUUGGUAAGAGCAGACCCUAAAACUAGUGCCUCCGACCCCAACCAUAAGUCAAGACGGAGCUGACGGCCAGACUAAGGUGCUAGCUUGUCCUCAGGCUAGCUGGCAAAGAGAGCUGUACAAGAUUUUAACCUCGAAAUUAGCCUCCAGUCGAAGCAAAGAUGUCAGGAAAAGACAAAGAAAAACAGGAGAAACAGUCCACAACAGAGCGGCUGAUAAAAGCUGUGCCAUACCCUCCACAACAUAAGCUGACUAUUAAAGAGCUAUUUGAAGAUGGAAAGCCCAACGCGGAGCUGCUCCGCAACCACCUCGUCAAAGAGGGCAGGGUUGAAGAGGACGUGGCUCUGAAGAUCAUUAACGAUGGGGCCAACAUCCUCCGCCAAGAGAAGUGCAUGUUGGAAGUGGAGGCGCCUAUAACAGUUUGUGGUGAUGUCCAUGGACAAUUCUUUGACCUUAUGAAGUUGUUUGAAGUGGGGGGAUCACCCAGUAACACGCGGUAUCUCUUCCUCGGUGACUACGUAGAUCGAGGAUACUUCAGUAUUGAGUGUGUUCUCUACCUCUGGUCGCUCAAGAUCAACCACCCCAACACACUCUUCCUCCUGCGUGGGAACCACGAGUGCCGACACCUGACAGAGUACUUCACCUUCAAACAGGAAUGUAAAAUUAAAUACUCGGAACGGGUGUAUGAUUCCUGUAUGGAGGCCUUUGACUGCCUGCCCCUCGCUGCCCUGCUCAAUCAACAGUUCCUGUGUGUGCAUGGCGGACUCUCACCAGAAAUCAACUGCCUAGACGACAUAAGAAAAUUAGACAGGUUUAAAGAGCCUCCGGCAUUUGGGCCAAUGUGUGACCUGAUUUGGGCCGACCCUGGUGAGGACUACGGCAGUGAAAAGACAUCUGAACACUUCAACCAUAACUCCGUCAGAGGCUGCUCUUACUUUUUCAGUUACUCAGCAGUCUGUGACUUCUUGGUAAAUAAUAACUUGCUCUCAGUAAUAAGAGCCCAUGAAGCACAGGAUGCAGGGUAUCGGAUGUACAGAAAAAGCCAGACCACGGGCUUCCCUUCAUUAAUCACAAUCUUUUCAGCUCCAAAUUACCUAGAUGUCUACAACAACAAAGCUGCUGUAUUAAAAUAUGAGAACAAUGUGAUGAACAUCCGUCAGUUCAACUGCUCCCCCCACCCUUACUGGUUGCCCAACUUUAUGGAUGUCUUCACAUGGUCUUUGCCUUUUGUUGGAGAGAAAGUGACGGAGAUGCUGGUGAAUGUACUGAACAUCUGCUCUGACGAUGAGCUCAUGUCAGAGGUAGAUGACCUAUACGAAGGUGGCACCUCAGCGAUGCGUAAGGAGGUGAUCCGAAACAAGAUUCGUGCUGUGGGGAAAAUGGCCCGAGUCUUCUCAGUCCUCAGGGAGGAAAGUGAGAGUGUGUUAACACUCAAAGGCCUGACUCCGACUGGAACUCUUCCAAUGGGAGUGUUGUCAGGGGGGAAGCAGACCUUACAGACCGCUACGAUUGAGGCAGCUAAAGCAAAAGCCAUUCAAGGUUUCUCUCCUACGAGGAAGAUUCGUAACUUCGAGGAGGCGCGCGGCCUGGACAGGAUAAACGAGAGGAUGCCGCCUCGCAAAGACGGCCAGCAGCCAGACGGCACCACGAUCAACACUAACACCCCCAACAAGAACGGCACUGGAUAGAAACGCCACCCUCCCAUCUUCACACAGCCCACACCCCCUGACUCAUAGCCCCCACCCUCUCUCUUUCUCUCUCUCUCUCCGUCCCUCUCUCUCCAUCUGUCGGCUCUACUGAAACUGCGUAUACAUCUUCUGCUCGGCCGCAGUCGGGCGGGGCAAAGGAAGCGGACACAUCAGUAGAUAAUAAAAACACAAGGAGGCCACAGCGCUGGGAAAACACGUCCAGCUGCUGAACAAAGACAAACAUAUGACACGAUAUGUUAUCUGGACAAAAAUCUGAUCUUAUUUAUUAAAGAUUAAUUAUAUUAGAUAUAUUGUGUAAUAGUAACAAUCAAUCAAUGAAGACAUUUUGUUAAAAUGUAUCCUGUACACUGAAGUCCUAACUUAUACAUGUCAAAAGUAUGAAAAGUUUUAUAAAUUUGAGCUCAGAUAGAUGAAUCCCUUUUAUCCAGGAGUUUUAGUCACUUUGAGUUUUUUUUUUCUUUUUUUUUUAUUGUGCGCACCACGUGUUUGUUAAGGGAAAAUUUGAAGUAUAAUUACUGUGGCCUCAACAGCCUCAUUUGGAUCUUGCAAGAGUCUUGUCAAGAUAUUUUAGGCGCUUGAGGUUCUACAUUACAGUACAGUGUUUGCUUAUAUGUGUGUCAGUUGACAGAUAAAUUAUAUAUGUAUUGAAAAGUGAAAAAAAAUAAGGAAGUAAAUUAUGUAAGAACAAUUACUACAAUUUAAUAUUUUAUACUUAAAUCAGAAAUUUAAUGAAGACUUGUAAUCAUAUUUAUACAUUUUCCACAAAACUUUGAUGAAACCCCAAAGAUGCUCAAUAGAUUUUUUUCUUUUUUGUUCAGUGUUUUCACUUCCAGAGUAACAUCAAGAAAAACUUCUUCCUGUAUUAUCAUUUGUGAAUGAAGCUGUUAAAGUGAAGGAUUAAUGCUUUGUGUGCAAUGAUAGUUGCUGUUGCUGGCUGUUCCUGUGCUGGUAUGACUUGUAUUCACUUGAUGGCAGCUAGGAUGUUCUCGCUCUGCUAAACCAAAAAAAAAAAAAAAAAAAAAAAAGGGAUAUACAGUACAGCAUGUCUUACUCCAUAACCACAACAUCAAUACUCAAUACAUCCUGGUUGGAAGCACGUCUUCUUCUUCUUCUUCUUCUUCUUCUUCUUCUUCUUAUUAUUCUUAUUCUUCUCGGGCACUGAAGUGAAUCCGACCUCUCUUGGAGGUUGUGAAGAUUACAGCACGAGAAACCAACUGACACGAAAGGACACAUUUUCAUCUAUUUGGACUAAAGAGGACAUGUUUGCUUACAGAACAGAGGAACUGCUGAACAUAGUGUCCUCGGAAUAGACUGAUGUUCAUUAUCGCUUAAGAAAUUUCACCGUAUUUAACAGAAUUAUGGCAGUUUGAUUUGAUGUUUUAUUGUCAGACACUAAAAAAAAAAAAAAAUGGGUUGUGCUUUCGGGGCUUUCCUUUUGUUUCUAAAGCUGUAUUAGUGUCUCCAUCUACUGUUGGUGACACAGUGAGCAGAUGUUUUUUUUGAAUUGUAAUUACCAUGCGUAUCACAUAAGGGAAACAUUUGACAUUCGGUGAAGUGACAGCACUUUGACGAUGCUGCACCCAGACACAAUGGACUGAGUCAUUCCCCUCGGCGGGGAUGAUACUAUAAAAGGUACCGCCACCGCACUAACAGCUGUCUGUCAAGGCCCAACAGUACUGUAAUCAUCUCAACCAUGGCUGACUCAUGUAUACAAUGUAUUUUUUUACAGCUCGUGGUCAAACCAAGAUGGGGACCAGUAACACUCGCUGAGGUUGCUGGUGUGUGUGAUUGUUUUAUUCAGGCAUUCAAGCUCUCCUCUGGUCUGAACACCUCCACUCCUCCUCACAGGCACUCCCAGCCCUUUAAGACCCACUUCUUCUUUUUCUUCUUCUAGGACAUAAAACCAACUCUACUGGUGCUUCGACACACCUGACUGUAACUCUGUUGUCUUUUGUCAAUUCAGAAAGGAGGGAAAAUAAGCUUUAAGAUUUGCUAUUCUCUUUUGAAGUUACUCCUUUUCUUUCUUUUUUUUUCUUUUUUUUUUUUUUUUAAUGUUAGGUGAUUGUGCUCAUGUGCCAUGCCACCUUGGCCACACAUGUCAAGAUCCAUAUAUGUGUGUGUGUAUGUAUGUGUGGAUGGUGACCAGAGUCAGUCCAAGAGACUUUCAAUCACACAUUAUUAAAGACUGUGUCAGCAAUAUUAACAUGACAUCCUUAAAGAUUUCCAAAUUAUCGCUGUUUGCUGUUAUGUUUAGUAAAUUGUGGGAAACCUUCCUAAAUAUUUCGGUUUACAUUCAUAACUGUGAUGCUAAAAGUUUGUUUUAAAGGUCAGACUUCAUUGGCUGAGCCAUACAAUAUACUGACCUCCUGUCAGGUCCUAUACACAUUUUGCAAAAUGUAAAUCUUAAAAUAGCUGUAAAAAGGGGUGAAAACAAAUGUACCGUACUUGUCAGGCGAGGCCAUGAAAUCUUUUACGUAGCUGUAGCACUUGAAAGAAAAUAAUAAAAUUCAAAUACAGUGUC